GAGGGCGGGCACCUCGCACCGACCGCGCGGGCCGGGAGCGCGCACGCCGCGCCCCGCCCCCGUCCUCCCGCCGCGGCCGCCGCCGAGAAGCUGUUGCCGCCACAGGUGUCUGCAAAUGGUGUACAUUGUCAGUGCCAUCCAGCGUGUGCCAGGCUGAUCCAUGGUCACUUUCCGGGAUGGCAGCAAGGUGACUUCAGCUGAGGAUGACCCUGACUGAAAGGCUGCGUGAGAAGAUAUCUCAGGCCUUCUACAACCAUGGGCUGUUCUGUGCGUCCUACCCCAUCCCCAUCAUUCUCUUCACGGGGCUCUGCAUCUUAGCCUGCUGCUACCCGCUGCUGAAGCUGCCCUUGCCAGGAACAGGACCCGUGGAAUUCACCACUCCUGUGAAAGAUUACUCGCCCCCACCUCUGACCUCUGACCAUAAGCCUGGAGAGCCCAGUGAGCAGCCAGAGUGGUACGUGGGGCCCCCGGUGGCUUAUAUCCAGCAGAUAUUUGUGAAGUCUUCUGUGUCUCCCUGGCACAAGAACCUCCUGGCAGUAGAUGUGUUCCGCUCGCCUCUGUCGAGGGCGUUCCAGCUGGUGGAGGAGAUUCGGAACCACGUGCUGAAAGACAGCUCCGGAACAAGGAGCCUGGAGGACGUGUGCCUGCAAGUGACUGACCUGCUGCCAGGCCUCAGGAAGCUCCGCAACCUCCUGCCCGAGCAUGGAUGCCUGCUGCUGUCCCCCGGAAACUUCUGGCAGAAUGACAGGGAGCGCUUCCACGCGGACCCCGACAUCAUCAGGACCAUCCACCAGCACGAACCCAAAACCCUGCAGACCUCGGCCACACUCAAAGACCUGCUGUUUGGCGUCCCUGGGAAGUACAGUGGGGUGAGCCUGUAUACCAGGAAGCGGCUGGUCUCAUACACCAUCACCCUGGUCUUCCAGCACUACCACGCCAAGUUCCUGGGCAGCCUGCGGGCCCGCCUGAUGUUGCUGCACCCCAGCCCCAACUGCAGCCUCAGGGCAGAGAGCCUGGUCCAUGUGCACUUCAAGGAGGAGAUUGGCAUCGCCGAGCUCAUCCCCCUGGUCACCACCUACAUCAUCCUGUUCGCCUACAUCUACUUCUCCACACGCAAGAUCGACAUGGUCAAGUCCAAGUGGGGCCUGGCUCUGGCUGCCGUGGUCACGGUGCUCAGCUCGCUGCUCAUGUCUGUGGGGCUCUGCACACUCUUCGGCCUGACGCCCACCCUCAACGGCGGGGAGAUCUUCCCCUACCUGGUGGUGGUCAUCGGGCUGGAGAACGUGCUGGUGCUCACCAAGUCCGUCGUCUCCACCCCGGUGGAUCUCGAGGUGAAGCUGCGCAUCGCCCAAGGCCUGAGCAGCGAGAGCUGGUCCAUCAUGAAGAACAUGGCCACAGAGCUGGGCAUCGUCCUCAUUGGCUACUUCACCCUCGUGCCUGCCAUCCAGGAGUUCUGUCUUUUUGCUGUCGUGGGGCUGGUGUCUGACUUCUUCCUUCAGAUGCUGUUUUUCACCACUGUCCUGUCCAUUGACAUUCGCCGGAUGGAGCUGGCGGACCUGAACAAGCGGCUGCCCCCUGAGGCCUGCCUGCCCCCAGCCAAGCCAGUGGGGCGGCCAACGCGCUUUGAGCGGCAGCCGACUGUGCGGCCAUCCAUGCCCCACACCAUCACACUGCAGCCGUCCUCCUUCCGCAACCUGCGUCUCCCCAAGCGGCUGCGUGUCAUCUACUUCCUGGCCCGAACCCGCCUGGCACAGCGCCUCAUCAUGGCCGGCACAGUGGUCUGGAUCGGCAUCCUCGUGUACACGGACCCGGCCGGGCUGCGCACGUGCCUGGCUGCCCAGGUGACGGAGCAGAGCCCACUGGGCGAGGGCGGCCUGGCCCCUCUGCCGGUGCCCGGUGGCGUGCUGCCCGCCAGCCGCCCAGACCCUGCCUUUUCCAUCUUCCCGCCGGAUGCCUCCAAGUUACCCGAGAACCACACGUUGCCGGGGGAGCCACCUGAGCCCGGGGGUCCAGCCGAGGGCAUCCAUGACAGCCCGGCCCCAGAGAUCACCUGGGGGCCUGAGGAUGAGGAGCUCUGGAGGAAAUUGUCCUUCCGCCACUGGCCCACGCUUUUCAGCUAUUACAACAUCACACUGGCCAAGAGGUACGUCAGCCUGCUGCCUGUCAUCCCGGUCACGCUCCGCCUGAACCCGCGGGAGGCUCUGGAGGGCCGGCACCCUCAGGACGGCCGCAGCGCCUGGCCCCCGCCCCAGCCCGGGCAGGGUGGGCUCUGGGAGGCCAGCCCCAAGGGGCCAGGCACGGCGCAGGCGCACAGAGACCUCACCCUCUACAAGGUGGCGGCCCUCGGCCUGGCCUCGGGCAUUGUCCUUGUGCUGCUGCUGCUCUGCCUGUACCGACUGCUCUGCCCGCGCAACUACGGGCAGCCCGGCGCGGGGCCCGGCCGGCGGCGGCGGGGGGAGCUGCCCUGCGACGACUAUGGCUACGCGCCCCCCGAGACGGAAAUUGUUCCCCUGGUGCUGCGCGGGCACCUCAUGGACAUCGAGUGUCUGGCCAGCGAUGGGAUGCUGCUGGUGAGCUGUUGCCUGGCAGGCCACGUGUGCGUAUGGGACGCGCAGACCGGAGACUGCCUCACCCGCAUCCCGCACCCAGGGCAGCGGCGGGACAGCGGUGUUGGCAGCGGGCUGGAGACUCAGGAGACCUGGGAACGGCUGUCGGACGGCGGGAAGGGUGGCCCGGAGGAGCCUGGGGACAGCCCUCCGCUGCGGCACCGGCCCCGGGGCCCUCCACCACCUGCCCUCUUUGGGGACCAGCCGGACCUCACCUGCUUGAUUGACACCAACUUCUCAGCGCGGUCGCAGCUCCCCGAGCCGGCUCAGCCCGAGCCCCGGUACCGGGCGGGCCGCCGUGCUCAAGACUCCGCAGGCUACGAUUUCAGCCGCCUGGUGCAGCGCGUGUACCAGGAGGAGGGCAUGGCUCCCGUGCACACGCCAGCCCUUCGCCCACCCUCUCCCGGGCCUAUGUUCCCCCUGGCCCCUGAGGAGGAGGCUGGCUUUCCUACGGAGAAGAGCUGCCCGUCCCUCGCCUGGGCCCCCAGCGCAGACGGCUCCAUAUGGAGUCUGGAGUUGCAGGGCAGCCUCAUCGUGGUGGGGCGGAGCAGUGGCCGGCUGGAGGUGUGGGACGCCAUCGAGGGCACCCUGCGCUGCAGCAGUGAGGAAGUGUCGUCAGGCAUCACGGCCCUUGUCUUCCUGGACAAAAGGAUCGUGGCCGCCCGGCUCAACGGCUCCCUUGAUUUCUUCUCCUUGGAGACCCACACUGCCCUCAGCCCCCUGCAGUUCCGAGGGGCCCCGGGGCGGGGCAGCUCCCCCGCCUCCCCCGUGUACAGCAGCAGUGACAAGGUGGCUUGUCACCUGACCCACACCGUGCCCUGUGCACACCAGAAGCCCAUCACAGCCCUGAAGGCAGCUGCCGGGCGCCUUGUGACUGGGAGCCAGGACCACACGCUGAGAGUGUUCCGUCUGGAGGAUUCGUGCUGCCUCUUCACCCUGCAGGGCCACUCAGGGGCCAUCACGACCGUGUAUAUUGACCAGACCAUGGUGCUGGCCAGUGGGGGCCAGGACGGGGCCAUCUGCCUGUGGGACGUGCUGACUGGCAGCCGGGUCAGCCACAUGUUCGCUCACCGUGGGGACGUCACCUCCCUCACCUGCACCACCUCGUGCGUCAUCAGCAGUGGCCUGGACGACCUCAUCAGCAUCUGGGACCGCAGCACGGGCAUCAAGCUCUACUCCAUCCAGCAGGACCUGGGCUGUGGCGCAAGCUUGGGUGUUAUCUCAGACAACCUGCUGGUGACCGGCGGCCAGGGCUGUGUUUCCUUUUGGGACCUAAACUACGGGGACCUGUUACAGACAGUCUACCUGGGCAAGAACAGCGAGGCCCAGCCGGCCCGCCAGAUCCUGGUGCUGGACAACGCUGCCAUCGUCUGCAACUUUGGCAGCGAGCUCAGCCUGGUGUACGUGCCCUCCGUGCUGGAGAAGCUGGACUGAGGGUGGGCCUCCCCGCCCCUCUGCCUGGGGAGCUUGGUGGGCAACACACUGGACCUGGACUGGGGGGAAUGCUGAGUCUUGGGGAAGCUGCUUCUGACUGUCCUUUCCUGCCUCAUGACUGUAAUAUUAAACCUUUUUUUUUAAAUGACA
Messenger RNA from Dama dama (fallow deer), 4190 nucleotides. RefSeq names its product SREBF chaperone (gene SCAP). Gene Ontology annotation, biological process: SREBP signaling pathway. Gene Ontology annotation, cellular component: Golgi membrane; endoplasmic reticulum membrane. Gene Ontology annotation, molecular function: protein binding; sterol binding. The record is from RefSeq and is a predicted model, not a curated record. Lineage: Eukaryota; Metazoa; Chordata; Mammalia; Artiodactyla; Cervidae. The coding region runs from base 204 to 4040 and encodes 1278 amino acids. The transcript is spliced from 23 exons.